Molecule: messenger RNA, 6355 nt
Organism: Argiope bruennichi
Lineage: Eukaryota; Metazoa; Arthropoda; Arachnida; Araneae; Araneidae
Product: serine/threonine-protein kinase 26-like
Exons: 10
Coding region: 816-2609 (597 amino acids)
Biological process (GO): protein phosphorylation
Molecular function (GO): protein kinase activity; ATP binding
Source: RefSeq, a predicted model, not a curated record
GUUUGGUUGCAGCGCGGAGAAGUGUGGCAUUCCUUUCCUUCUGAGUUUCUGUUUUCUCUUUGCUGUAUUUUUUCUUGUUUCCUGUGUGGGUUUUCGUUUUUUGACCCUCCCCCUCUAUCUCUUGCUUUUACCUUUUGUAUGAAACAGUGUGACUCAGUGUUCCUCUUCCUUCACCAAACCUGGUGUGACGCAUUUUUUGGGUAGGGUGAUCGUCAUUAGGUGUCACUAUCUGUUUAAGUUACAGACGGAACGCUUCAAUCUGUGAUUGCCAUACUGUGGUUUACAAGCUAUUUAUUUAAUCGACAAAAUAUGUGAGAGUUAUGCUUGAUACUUAAGCGAAAUGGAUGCUUCUUAAAGAUAUGGAAUAUUAAUGUUGGGCAACAAUUUGGUCCUGAAAUUUUUCUAAAUCUUAUUUAUUGUAAAUAAGCAUUUAUCUUUUUUUGAAAAUUUGUCAAAUUACGAAUUCUGGAUCCUUAAACUUUUUUUUCCCUGAAAAGUUAUUUUGUUUGUAGUUCUUCGCAUAUUGCUGAAAUUUCGGAGAUAUGGCCUUUGUGAAUAAACGUCGAUAAAAAAAAAAGAAAAAAAGAGUGCAAAAAAAGGGGAAACUGAAUAAAUAGAGUCCGAGCGCUGUGUUGUGAUGGAAGAGAUAAAUUCAAACUAAAGUGUCGCUUUAUUUCCUUGUUGUUGGCAUAUUCGUGAUUCAUACCCCUCUCACCAAUGACUCCCGAAGUCGCGUGCUGGAUUGCUGAGUUAACGGUCAGAGCACCAUCUGCAUCUCAUACGAUAUUCGCUGGCCGGUAAAGUUUCGUUUUCUCAUGAUUUGUGGCAUGCCAACCAGGUUCGACUCGCCGUCCAAUCGGGCCAAUUUCAACGGCUGCACAAUGCCUCCCGCAUGGGGCUAUCAGCAUCAGCCCCAUUUCUUGAAGUGGAGGACAUGGGCUCAGCCCGCGAGGCCGGCUCAUUCAUUGAAGGUGGACCCAGAAUUAAUAUUUACGAAGCAGGAAAGGAUAGGAAAGGGUUCCUUCGGAGAAGUUUUUAAAGGGAUUGAUAACAGAACACAACAAGUUGUUGCCAUCAAAAUAAUCGAUCUUGAAGUUGCUGAAGAUGAGAUUGAAGACAUUCAGCAAGAAAUUAUGGUGUUGUCACAAUGUGACAGUCCAUAUGUGACAAAAUACUAUGGUUCCUAUCUAAAGGGUACAAAGUUAUGGAUUAUUAUGGAAUAUUUAGGGGGUGGCUCUGUGCUGGAUAUGAUGAAAGUAGUAUUUUUUGAAGAAACACAUAUUGCAAUAAUCUUGAGAGAAGUAUUAAAAGGCUUAGACUAUUUGCAUUCAGAACGAAAGCUUCAUCGUGAUAUUAAAGCUGCUAAUGUUCUACUGUCUGAAAUGGGUGAUGUAAAAUUAGCAGAUUUUGGUGUUGCUGGUCAGUUAACUACUACUACUAGCAAACGAAAUACUUUUGUUGGUACACCUUUCUGGAUGGCACCUGAAGUUAUUAAACAAUCAGCGUAUGAUUCUAAGGCUGAUAUAUGGAGUCUUGGAAUUACUGCUAUUGAACUAGCAAAAGGAGAACCUCCCAAUUCUGAUUUGCAUCCUAUGAGAGUAUUGUUUCUAAUUCCAAAAAAUAACCCUCCUCAGCUGACAGGAAAUUACAGUAAACCAUUCAAAGAGUUUGUGGAGGCUUGCUUAAAUAAGGACCCAGAAAAUCGCCCUACAGCCAAAGAGCUUCUCAAGUUUCCUUUUAUUCGUAAAGCUAAAAAGAAUUCUUAUUUAAUUGACCUCAUUGAAAAGUACAAACGGUUUAAAGCCGCUGGAGGUGGCCAAAGCGACAGUGAUUCAGAAGCUUCAGAUUCUGAUGAAUCUAAAGCGAAUGAUACUUGGAAAAGCUGGCGUUGGGACUUGGGAACGGUCAAAGGACCCGGUGCAUGCGACAUCCCAUUGUCUCCUGCUUUGGAUGGAGAAAAUAAUGUGAUGCCCAUGAAAGUAUCAAAAAUUCCUGCUCCUUCAAAGCACCAGCAGAAUGGAGAUUCAACUUCACCGACACCCCAUUCACCAAAUUCCCAUCCAGAAGAAGUGACUUUCUUUAGACAAGAGAACAGGCAGCAGAUUUCUACAAGGCCCACAAGCAUGGCACCACCACCGCCUUCACAGCCCAAAAUAAUUUCUCCUGUAAGAAAUGCAGAAGGUCCAAAGAAAAAGAAACAAGACUUUAAUCGUCCUAAAGAUAGUGAACCUGAGCGGAUGAAUGAUGCUGUUGCCAGGAGGAGUUCCUGGGAUGAAAGGAGAGAAGUUAGAGAAAAAAAGAAAGAAGGGCAUAAAAUUCCUGAUUCUCCUGUUAAGCAGUCAUUAGGCAAAGGCUCUAUUUCAUCUCCAGUCUUACACUCAUUAAUGUCUGAGCUUAAAAAGAAGCACAAGAACGAUAUGAAAAGUCUUGAUAGUCCGACAAAAACUGAUGCCAUUGAGGAACUGCAUAAUGCUUUUGAAUUAGCUGAACGGUCCUAUGCAGGGAUUAGUGAUUUGUUUGUCAAAGAACUGUUUCAUCGUCUAUUACCUUCAUAUGGUAGUCACAUGUUGCAAGAUAUAAUGGAAAAACUAUCCAGGGAUGGAUCAUAAGGGCAUAAACAAGAUGUAGAGGAAUCUGUGGCCCCUGUGAAUUUUGUUUUGUCAACUGUUCUAUAUUUGGAACCUUCAUAGAUCUAUCUAUAUACAUAAAUGCAUAUAUAUUUAUCCACCUUGUGUGCCUAAAAUGGUAUGGUCCCCCUUAACUCCUUACAUUCCAUCUGUUUGUGUACUUGGCUCGCAACCAACUACAAAUUCCAGCUUUCAUUUUGAAAUAAAAGAGCAGUUUCUCUGCAUUUGUGAAACCAUGAUCUACAAUCCUGAAGUUUCUAUCUGUGAACACAGGGUAUUUUUAGAUGGUCACUUUUUAACUGAUGCAUUAAAGAGUGCUACAGGUGUUCUCUCUUGUGUAUUUGUGCUUGGACACUCAUGUGGUUUCUCUCCUGCCCCUUACCUUUGAAAAGAAACAAUCUCUUUGUUGUUUGUUGUUAAAAAUAUUUUAUUAAUAUUAUAAUUGAAUCAUUCCAAAUGGUAGGUAACAAAGCACUGCUAUAAAAAUAUAAAGAGAAAGAUCUUUACACCAUAUCAUUAUUUGUACUCUGUGAUACUGCAUUCUCAGUGUUUUGGCCAUUUUGAAAUAGCAGUUUUACAGUAGCAAAGGGAUAAGUAAAUUUUGAAAACUGCUGUCAGAUAUCUGAUUAGAAAUGACAAAAAGUUACUGAAUAAUCUUUUUUUCUUCUUUUUUUUUUCUCUUUUGCUCCUGGUAUACUGUUGAACUUUUUAUGGUUUCAAUUAGAGCAAUGUUUUCUAGAUUGUAGUUUUUGUUCUACUGGUGUAAAUGAUUGUUCUUUUUUCGUUUUCUUUCUGCAGAAAAGUGCUAUUGAGAAAAUAGUCUAGUAAUAGAACAAUAUAACCAUAAAAUAGAAACAGAUGUAAAUUUUGAAAAAUAUUGGUGUCAGAGCUCUAGUUUUUGACGUAUUUUGUCAUGUUGCCUUUCAAAAAGCAGCUCAUUACAGACUUACAGAACUGUUAAUCGUCCAUAUGUGCUGUAAAAAAAGUUUGUGACUGUUGAUUUGUGUGAAGAAAAUUAAUUGGAAAUGAAGAAAGCACAUAUUUAAAUAGCUUUAUUCCUUAUUGUACUUUUAAAUACAAACUGUAUUUUAGAAAUCUGAAGAACUCAAGAAAUAAGUUUAAUUCUUUAAACUUUACCACAUUUUAUUUGUUUUGUAUUUCAGAAUAAUAUUUGUAUUCACAAUUUUGUAGCUUCAGAUUUCCAUAAUGUUUGCAUUUUGUUUUACAUCAGUAUUACUUUUUUUUUUUUUUUUUUGCUUGUUUUGUACAUUUUAGUUAAAUUUAAAAAAAAAUUUUCUUGUUAAAUGUAUCAAUUCCAUCUUCCAAAUAGCUGUGUUCCUGAUAUUUUUUUAAAAUUCAGAAUAGUCUGAAUUUUUAUGUUCCAUUUGAAAAAGAAGCCAAUAAACUAUUUACACUGCUGUUUCAAAUAAAAAGAAGAAAAGAAAGAAAAAUCUUAAUGUGAGUUGCAUUAAGAAUGCAACGAGAUAUGUCAUUCUUUGAACUUUCAAACUCAUUGAAAUAUGAACUUCAAUAACUUUUUUAGUUUAUUUUCAACAUCUUAAAACAGGUGCUGUAUACAAUUGUAUCUAGCAAAGUCACCAGAGAUUAAUAUUUUCAUACCUGCUAUUAAGUGUUGAUGAAAAUUAAUUGUAUAAUGCAAAUUUUAUCCCAGUGUAGUUGUACCAUUUAAGGGUACUAAAGCUCAAAAUACUUAUCGUCAUUCUUGUGUUAUAUUUUUUAUCUGAAGUUAAAAAAAAAAAAUGUCCCAAUAUGUGCAAUGCUGUAAAAUCUGUUUUGAUCACUGUUAUGUUAUAUAUAUAUUAGGUGUUUUAUUUGUAGCAGUUAUGUCAUAUAUAAAAUCAAUUAAUUCAAUUGCCACAGUAAACCUGUCAUUCUUCCAUAUCAUGUUGCCAUAUUUCUGUGUAGGUUAUAUUAUAGUUAUCAAAGAUUUGUUGAAAAAAUUAUUUACACUUGUAAAAUGUAUUAAUCUUAGCAUUAUUGCAAUAUGAUAUAUUUAGUUAUCUUAAUUCCUUUAAUUUUUAAGAAAUUGAUAAUGGUUUAAAAACUCACAUGCAAGGUAUCCUCUGAAUUCAUUUUAUUGAUUCUUAAAAGUGGUUGAAAAUAAUAUUUUGCUACAGUUUCCUCUGCUCUAACUUAAGAGAUGUUUGGUUUUGGUGCUUGAUAAAGGGAAUUUCCUGGUGUUGUAAUCUCUGUUAAACAAAACCAGUGAUCAUUAAAUAUUAAUGAAUGUUCAAUAAUUUAUCAUGAUAAAAAUUUCUUUCUAUGAAUAAAAAUCAGAUGUAUUGUGAUAUUAAGAUUUUAUCUGAAGAGGGGGAUCCAUAAUUUAUUUUAUUUAUUCGAGAUGAUUUUCAAAUCUUUAAACUUUGUCUCCUUCCUUCAGAAUGUAGUUAUUGCAAAAUGUUGAACAUCGAGUAGAUGUAUUUAGUAUCAUUUCAGGCAUCUUGUAUUUAUGAAAUGCAUAUAUCAUUUAAUAAUCAUUAAAUGCUAAAAAGUUCAAUAUGUCUAGUAAAAAUUUUUAUUAUCAAAAAGUUAUAAUUAAUGUUUUGUUCUUUAGUAAUAUCUGCAUAGUAAAUCAUUGUCCCUAUUUAAAAAUCAGUUUUAUAGAUGGUUCUACAAAGUAGUAGUCAUGGACAACUUGCUGAUGAUAAAUUUAUUUUUAGUGAAUCAAAUGAAUAGGAGGUACCCUGUAUUUAUAUAUUUUAAAAUACCAUUUAGAAUUGACACUUCAUUUUUAUUUAGUAAAAUAAAUGCAUAUUUGCAUUUUACUUUAUUUAAUUUUUUUACAUUUGAAAGAACAGCUAUUCCUGUAUGUGUGCUUAUACAUCAUGAAUUGGAUCUUGACGGUUUCCUUUGUAGUUAAUGUGGCUGUAAUUUAGCCUCACUACUUGCUCAAGUGUAAUAUAUAUCUCCUGUAUUAUGUAUAACACAAUUCUAUUGUAUGUUAAAAAAAAGGUUUUAACUCUGAAUAAUUUAAUUGAUUUUAAUAGAAAUUUAUAAAGAUGCAACUAUUUUUUAUUUGAAUGAUUAUAAUACCAACAGAAUUUUACACAACACUAUUGUACUAAAUAAUUAUUGAAAUAUCAUACAUUUUAAAAGUAAAUACGAUACCAUGAUGUAACUAUGUAACUUUUUCACAUUAAUUUGGCACUAUGGGAUUUUAAAAACCUUUCUUCAUUGAUAAUAGCAUCCCAUUUGCAUUUGGAUUUUUUUCUUCUUUUUUUCCUGGCAAAAUAUAAAAUGCAGCAUUUUGCAUCUUCUAAUUAAAUAAGAGAUGACAUUUUUCAUCUUAAUUUAUUUCAUUUUAAAUAUCAUGCUUACUUUUUUCAAUACUUGAGGUGUAUUGGAUGAAAAAUGUUAUGGGAGUCUUCAAAUGCAUUUCAUAUUGUUAGUCACACACUUGAUAAAUGAUUACUUCAUCUAAAUUGCUGUAGCUGAAAUACAAUGCUUUCUUAUUUGCAGUUUAGCCAGACAUUGCAUGUUUCAUUAUGUGUAAAUUGUUUUCUCUUUGAUAUUUUAGUCAUUGUUUCAUUUCUGCUCGAAUCAUAUAUGUGUACUUACUUUAGGUUUUUAUAGAGAUAAGCAGUACUUGGUAACUCCAAAACAGAAAGACCAGGGAUUGUUGACAGUAAUUAUUUUUUGGCUAUAUGAAGGAUGAAUGUAAAUAUUUAAAAUAUGAGAGUUGAAAUUAAAAUGUGUUUAUUUAGUGA